Ilex paraguariensis (yerba mate) is the source of this 738-nucleotide messenger RNA. Lineage: Eukaryota; Viridiplantae; Streptophyta; Magnoliopsida; Aquifoliales; Aquifoliaceae. The record is from the annotation of a GenBank genome assembly.
AUGGCAACUAGGCUGCAAUUUGAGAACUCAUGUGAAGUUGGGGUGUUUUCCAAGCUGACGAAUGCAUACUGUCUGGUUGCCAUCGGAGGUUCUGAAAAUUUCUACAGUUUGUUUGAGGGUGAGUUAGUGGAUGUUAUUCCGGUGGUUAAAACCUCCAUUGGUGGGACUAGGAUAAUUGGACGACUUUGUGCCGGAAACAAAAAUGGGCUUCUUGUGCCUCACACAACUACCGACCAAGAACUUCAACACUUAAGGAACAGUCUGCCAGAUCAAGUUGUUGUUCAGCGCAUUGAAGAGAGACUAUCUGCUCUUGGGAACUGCAUUGCAUGCAAUGACCAUGUUGCUCUUACGCACACUGAUCUGGACAGGGAAACUGAGGAAAUGAUUGCAGAUGUUCUUGGGGUUGAAGUUUUUAGGCAGACAAUAGCUGGUAAUAUUCUGGUGGGCAGCUACUGUGCAUUCUCUAAUAGAGGUGGCUUGGUCCAUCCUCAUACCUCCAUUGAAGACUUGGAUGAGCUUUCAACCCUCCUCCAGGUUCCUUUGGUGGCAGGAACUGUGAACCGUGGUAGUGAAGUGAUAGCUGCUGGCUUGAUAGUCAACGAUUGGACUGCAUUCUGUGGAUCAGACACUACAGCAACAGAACUGUCUGUUAUUGAGUCUGUCUUCAAGUUGAGGGAAGCCCAACCAAGUGCCAUCGUUGAUGAGAUGAGGAAAUCUCUGAUCGACAGUUAUGUGUAA